Vanrija pseudolonga is the source of this 2333-nucleotide messenger RNA. RefSeq lists its product as uncharacterized. Bases 540 to 2087 code for a protein of 515 amino acids. Gene Ontology annotation, molecular function: protein dimerization activity; RNA polymerase II transcription regulatory region sequence-specific DNA binding; DNA-binding transcription factor activity, RNA polymerase II-specific. Lineage: Eukaryota; Fungi; Basidiomycota; Tremellomycetes; Trichosporonales; Trichosporonaceae. The record is from RefSeq and is a predicted model, not a curated record. Gene Ontology annotation, biological process: developmental process; regulation of transcription by RNA polymerase II. The transcript is spliced from 2 exons.
CCCCCCCCCUUGCACAACCCCCACCCAACAGCCGCUGGAACAACCACCAGCUGCUUCACAUCACAGCAUUCGGCUCGCACACAGACCCCCGUUGCUGGCCUUGUACACACUGCCCCCCCGUCGCUGCCGAAAUUAACCGCCGACACCUGCCUGCGCUUGCCGCUUUGCACGUUGCCAACCAUACCCCCCUCGGCCCCGCGUCCGUGUCGCUCAACCCCGACCCUCCCUCCCUGCGGCCUCUCCCCCCACCCCGUUGUUGCUCCUCCCUGUUGCUGCCGCCGCGUGUUAGCACCGGCCCGCGACAAUACCCCAGUACUUCCGAACCAAAGUCAAGUCCCUUACAACCUUCCCCCUUUCCAAACGCCAAGUCGCCAACUGUCGACUCUUUGCAUUCACUCUCCCCCACACUCAUUCACAUUUCUACACAAAGUCGACGCCGCCCGCCGCCGCCUCCGCAGCAGUCGACGCCGCCGACGACCCACACCCACCACCCACACCGCCAACAUUAUUAAAGUCGCCCACACCCGGCCACUCCGGGAAUGACCUACUCGCCUGGACCAUCGCACCCGCACUCACCGACAGAGUCGCACGCCAUGGCUACUUCGAUCCCCAUCCCCGCCGUGCAUGCGCCGUACAACGGCUCAUCGGCCCGUGACCGCGAGGCGGACCGGAGCCCCCGCAUCGCCUCGUUGUCCAACUCACGCUCCCCUUCGCAGACGUCGCUCUCGUCGCACCGCUCGCACCCUUACCCCCGUCGCCACAGUCUCAGUGUCAACCAGGCACAGCAGGACACUGCUGCGGACGGUGGGCGCAUCUACUUGCCCCCACCAAACUCGGUUGCCCCAUUGCACAUCCUCCACGAGCGCGAGCGCGAGCGUGAGCGUGAGAGGGAGCGCCGAGACCGAGACGGCCGCGACCUCUCACGUGAGCGUGAACGUGAGCGAGACCGCGAGCGUGAGCGUGAGCGCGACAUCCGCGACGCUCGCGAGCGAGACAGCUCCCGCGACGCGGCGUGGCGCGACCGCCGUCCCUCACUGCCAAGAGCCCAGAGCGACAACCGAUACCCUGUCAGCGGAGGUGACCGAGAACGGCUCCAGCUGCCCCCGUUCUCGUCAUUCUCCGCGGCACACAGUAGCGGUCCCCUUACGCCGACAGGCAACGGAAGUAUGGGCCCGCCAGCGUCGCCCGGCAGCUCAAGGGCCACUUCCCCCAAGCUCUUUGGCAUGUCCGGCCUGCGUCCGAGCUACUCGUACGAGCCCCCUAGUGCGCAGCACUCGGCGCCCUCGCCUGCCCGCGGCCCCCACCUCGGACUCUCCGGCCCGACCCCGUCUUCGGCACAGUCGGCAAACGCCGCGUCGUGCUACCGCAACGACCCUUCUCCGCCACGUUACAGUGGCGGCGCCCCGCUCCCAGACCACUCUUCGCCACCAUUGCGCUCAAUCCAGAGCCUGGGUGGCUCAAACGGUUACUCGCCAGAGCAGUACAUGCAGCCGCAGGUUGGCCGUGCUCGUAGCCACUCGGCCGCAAGUGCCCUCUCCCGCCACUAUGCCCCCAGUGCCUCGUCAUCCGACGGCGGUGAUUGGGCAGGGCCGCAGACGCCACGUGAGGCAGCGUCGCCCUACAUCGGUGGUGGCAGUGCCUCAUCGAAUGGUGGCGGCGGAGGCGGAGGUGGAGGCGGAGGUGGUCAGAGCAGAAGGCUGGCCCAUCUGAUGUCCGAGCAGAAGCGACGAGAGUCCAUCAACACGGGAUUCCAGUCGCUUCGCACGGCGCUUCCGACCUCCAUUCCGACCGACUCCAAGGCCAUCAUCCUUCGCAAGGCCGUCUCGCACAUCACGCAUCUCGAGGGCCUGCUUCGCAAGGCCGGCAUUGUCAUUUCGCCACCGAGCCUGAACCGCGGAGACUCUGGCACCUCGAAGGAGGGCGACGAGUCGAUUGCCGGCGACUCGGUUGAGGGCGAGCCUGACGUUGUCAUGCGCGAGACGACCGGAGCUGUCAAUGCCCUCAAGAUGGACGCCAAGGUCGGAUGGGAAGAAGUCCAUGUCGAGGAUGUCGAGGUUGACCGCAAGCCCGUCCUCAGCAAGGCGUAAGCGACCGGCAAACACGCAAACAAACAAGCAAACAAACAAACAAAAAAGGCAGCGGCCUCGACCCUGCGAGCCCUGCUCGGCUAAGCAAAGCAACUUUUGGGAUUACUCUUUGGGCCAAAUGUGUGGUGUCUCAUCUCGCAGCUUGAACCGUGUGUUGUAACAAUGUAACGUUGGGUAGCAGAGUGACGAAACAAGGUGUCUCUGGUUCCAAUAGCGACACGGCGAUGCAAUCUUCUUGGAAGUGUG